CCAGGAGGUGCUGGUUGCUAAGAAACAAUAAACUCACGAUCAGUUUCCACUUCUGACAAGAGAACCGGCGAUAACAAGUGUAGCUAAUGUUUUUGCUUCUGUAGUUUCUCUACUAAUGUUGAAGUGCCAUUGAUAGCUAUUAUCCACUCAGACCCAGAGUGGCAGACUAUCUGAGGCCACCAUGUCUUCGUUCUCCCAGAAGGGGUCCCCUCGCUGCCAGGCUGGCCCAGGGAGAGAGGAGGUGACUGGGGCCCGGCAGCAGAGGAUGACCCUCCCAUUCACCAUGUCCCCGGGCCACGUAGACCCAGAGGCACUGAGAGCCAGGCUGAUCUCAGUAGCCCCGAGCCAGGCACAACGCAACCCUGAUGCCCUGGUCUUCACACACACCACCAAGGCCCAGGAACGCAGGAGGGCAGGGCAGAGAUCCGUACCACUGGAGAUACUGCCGGUCCUGAAGAAGUACCAGGACCACAAGCAGCCAGAGUUCAUCCACAGGCAGAACCGGGAGAGGCUGCUCCAGUCGGGCUGGAAGCCUCCGUCGCCCUCCCUUGCUGGGGUAGAGUGGAUGGACAAGGCCCCUGACAGACAGAGCUCCACCCUUCACCUCCCUGAGCUGCCUGAACACGUCAAGGAGAAACAGGUGGAAGACGCUCAGAUGACCCAGAGUACCCUGUGUUCCCCCUCUCCCCCCAAACGCCCUCGCUCCUCCAAGUCCGCAAAGCCCUCCCCCACCGGAGCCUUCCUCCACUCCCCCUUCCCUCUCCCAGCCAGUCACCCCAUCAUCUUCAGCUCUGCAGAGGAUGUGAUCCGUGCCAAAAUACGCUCCCCGCCGGACAUCGUCAGAAUCAUCCGGAACAACCCUCACCUGGGCUUCCUGUACAUGACCUCUGCCGCACCCAAGAGCUCCAUCAAAUAUGAUGCUUAUAACCUCAAGAUAGUGACGUAUGAGAACAUCAACAAGCAGGACUACUCUACCAUCAGCCAGCAGGGUGUGACCUGCAUCUCUGACGCGGAGAUGGACUUCCUGCCGUUAGAGCGCUGGGAGCAUGAGUACCGGUGCCACCGUCGCCUCCUGGCCAUCCCGGCCUUCGCCCUCUUCAGGAGGUGGAAGGCCUUCAGAGUGUGGCGGACCAACGUCCGCUCCAAGAAGAUCAACACGUGCAAGAAGUCCCUUCAGGAGCGCCUGUUCAUCGUCAAUGAGUCUCUGCGUCCGGCGUUGCUGAACAUCAGAGAGAUGUGCUACAGGAUCAGUGACAUGGGGCUUUGUCACAUCCUGAAAGAUCACACAUACACGCUGGAGGAGUUCCAGGAGGCUCAGUACAACCAGCUGGAGGAGGUAUCUUCUCGUCUGGAAGAGUUCAGGGAGCUGGUAAAGGAGGUGGCCAGGAGCGCCUGUCACACGGCCAUGUUGGAGGCAGGAUACACACCUGACUAUAACUACAACACAGAGGGAACACCUGAGAUUGAGUUGCUGUUUGAAGAGGCUCCAGAGAAGAUGAGUUACACAGAACAGGCCAACAAGAGGUACCACUGUAGACGCCUCACCUGUUUCAUCCGGUUGGCUGACUACCUGAUGGUGAACACCAUGCACAUCCUGGCUGUGAACUCUGUGGCCAAACUACUGGCCGUCCUGCAGGACCAGAUCCAACACACCCCCACACACGCUGUCAUCCACAGCUGGGCCGACACCGAUGCUGCUGGAGACGGAGGUGGAGCCACGGAGGACUCCGACAGGAAGGCUACAGAGCCCACAGUGGAGGCUGUUCAUCUUCUACCCAUGUUUGUGUCGGAGCUGAUGUUGGAGACCCACGCUCUGACCUACGAACCCUCCGUAGACGUCUUCCAGGAGUGUGUGUCAGAGAUCAUCUCUAGGUUCCAGGAGACGGUGUUGUCAUUAGUUGUGCUGGUGACUGACUCCUACUUUGAUGCCUUCACUCAGCCCAUGAUCAACAGCAAGGUGGAGGAGAAGACGUGUGGUGACGGUCCUGGUCUGGAGGCCAUGUUAGAGGAUGAUAAACACCUCCUGAACAUCAUCCUCGACAUCAAGCAAUCGCUCCAGUUUGCGUUUGACUCGGCCAGCGUGUACGCGCGCACCUUUGAGAGCUUCCGCGUCUUCUACAGAGAGAAUGAGAGUCUGGACCUGGACGCGCUCAGAGAUCAGGAUCACGGAGUGGCGUUCUUCGCUGAGAGUCUGAAGAAGUACCACAGCGAACAUAAAGAGGCCCUGGCCAUCAAACAGAAGAGGCACCUGGGCCUGCUGCUGGUGGACACCACUCUGCUUAAAGGGAAGCUCCUCCCCUCACCACUACGCUGUCUGGAGGCCAUCAAUGACAUGCUCCCCCUGCUGGCCAAGAGAAAGAUCGACGCCAUCAUCGCUGAGGCUCAGGAUGCCCAGUUCAAACUGGAGUUCAUCCCCUCUGCAACUACAGAGUUCGUCAACUCCCUCACCUUCCUAGAGGAGAUACAGGAGCGGAUGGAGUGGUUGGACGAGCAGACAGAGACCGUGUGCCAGAUGUACAAGCUGAUAGACUCCUACUCCGUGCCCAGCCCUCCUGAGGACUUUGCCGUCUACGCCACCCUGAAACCCUCAGUCACCGGCGUACGCAACGCCAUCGACAAGGCCGUGGGAGAGAAGGACGCCAACGUGGACAAGUUCUGUGUCCACCUCCAACGGGACAUCACCGACCUCAACAAGGAGGUCAAGAGGGUCAAACAGCAGGCUCAGAACAAUCAGAUCAUGGACAUCAACGCUGAGCGUCCCAAGGUCCGUCUGCUGCUGGACGAGGUCCAGGUCUCCAUAGACGAGCUGCAGAACCAGGCCUUCCAGUACAAGUCUUUCCAGAAGAACUUCAAGGUGGAGGUGACUAAGUACGAGGCGUUAGAGGAGCUGAGUGCGGAGGUGAAACUGAAACAGCUGCUGUGGGACUCUCUGGAGGAGUGGGACGCCCUGCAGGCUGGCUGGAUGGAGUGUAAGUUUGAGGAGUUGGACCCAGAGACUCUGAGUGCCCAGGUCAAUAAAUAUGCCAAGUGUGUGAACCAGCUGGAGAAAGGCCUGCCACCCAACAGUGUGGUUCCACGACUCAAAGAGCAUGUUGAGGGCAUGAGGGAGAAGCUCCCAGUGAUCACAGACCUGCGUAACCCGUGUCUGAAGGGCAGACACUGGGAGAUUCUGGAGGCCGUCAUAGAGGCCAGUCUCCUGGAGGAACCUCAAACUCUGGCCUCUCUAGAGGGACUCAACAUCUUCAGCUACAGCGAAGCGAUACAGGAGGUGUCAGGACAGGCUUCAGGAGAGGCAUCGCUGGAGACCAUCCUUAAAAAGGUUGAGGAUUCCUGGAAGACCACGGAGUUUCCGGUUCUCUCCCACCGAGAGUCUAAAGACCUGUUCAUCCUGGGAGGAACUGAUGACAUUCAGGUGCUGCUGGAUGACAGUACCAUCAACAUGGCCACGGUGGCGUCCUCUCGCUACGUCGGCCCCAUCAAGACCAGAGUAGACGAGUGGCAGAGGCAGCUAAACCUCUUCAGCCAGACACUGGAAGAGUGGCUGACGUGUCAGCGUAACUGGCUGUACCUGGAGAGUAUCUUCAGUGCUCCAGACAUCCAGAGACAGCUUCCUGCUGAAGCCAAGAUGUUCCUCCAGGUGGACAAGUCCUGGAAGGAGAUUAUGAGGAAGGUCAACAGGCUUCCCAAUGCUCUGAGGGCUGCUACACAGCCAGGUCUGCUGGAGAUCUUCCAGAACAACAACGCCCUGCUAGACCAGAUCCAGAAGUGUCUGGAGGCCUACCUGGAGUCCAAGAGAGUCAUCUUCCCCAGGUUCUACUUCCUGUCCAACGAUGAGCUCCUGGAGAUCUUGGCUCAGACCAGGAACCCCCAGGCCGUUCAGCCCCACCUCAGGAAGUGUUUUGAUGCUAUCGCCCGCCUGGAGUUCGCCCUGCUGCCCCCUCCGCCCCCCGGCGCCAUGACAACGCAGCCUGCAGACGGAGAGCAGGAGAAGGUCUACAGCAACGACAUUCUGGCCAUGGUCUCACCUGAGGGAGAGAAGGUGGGCCUGGCUAAAGGUCUGAAGGCGCGUGGUAACGUAGAGGACUGGCUGGGUAAAGUAGAGGAGGCCAUGUUCUCUUCCCUCCGCCGCCUCAGCAAGGCCUCCAUCGCUGACUACCAGAGUAAAGAACGAGAGGAGUGGGUGGUGGCUGGACACCCCUCACAGGUGGUGUUAACCAUCAGUCAGUUGAUGUGGUGCAGAGACCUGGACGGCUGUCUGGAGGGAGACCACGACCACUUCAUGGCCCUGCAGGACUUUGAAUAUGUCAACAUUGAUAGGCUGAAUGCCCUAGCAGCCCUGGUUCGAGGCCAACUCCCCACCCUGCACCGUAACAUCAUCACAGCUCUCAUCACCGUAGACGUGCACGCCAGGGACAUUGUCACAGACCUCGUGGCCCGGAAGGUUGACUCCAGCAGUAACUUUGAGUGGCAGAGGCAGCUGCGUUACUACUGGGACUUGGACCUAGAUAACUGUGUGGCCAGGAUGGCUCUGUCCACCUACAUCUAUGGAUAUGAAUACCUGGGGGCCUGCCCUCGCCUCGUCAUCACCCCACUCACAGAUCGUUGCUACCUGUGUCUGAUGGCUCUUCAGUUAGAUCUUGGUGGGGCUCCAGCAGGCCCAGCUGGAACAGGGAAGACGGAGACCACUAAGGACCUGGCCAAGGCUCUGUCCAUCCAGUGUGUCGUCUUCAACUGUUCUGAUGGACUGGACUACAAGAUGAUGGGGAAGUUCUUCAGUGGUCUGGCCCAAUCAGGGGCCUGGUGUUGUUUUGAUGAGUUUAACCGCAUCGACAUUGAGGUGCUGUCUGUCAUCGCCCAGCAACUCAUUACUAUCCGCAAUGCCAAGAUGGCCAAGCUGUCCAGGUUCAUGUUUGAGGGCAGAGAGAUCAAGCUGGUGAUGACAUGUGCUGCCUUCAUCACUAUGAACCCAGGCUACGCUGGACGCACUGAGCUCCCUGACAACCUCAAAGCCCUGUUCAGACCCAUAGCCAUGAUGGUGCCCAACUAUGCCCUGAUCGCUGAGGUGAUCCUCUACUCUGAGGGUUUUGAGUCCAGUAAGACUCUGGCCCGAAAGAUGACCCAGAUGUACAAGCUGUGUUCUGAGCAGCUCUCCCAACAGGACCACUAUGACUUCGGCAUGAGGGCCGUCAAGUCUGUCCUCGUCAUGGCAGGCUCUCUGAAGAGAGAGAACCCCCACCUGAGUGAAGACGUGGUUCUGAUCAGGGCUCUGAGAGACUCCAAUCUGCCCAAGUUCCUCACAGACGAUGCUGCGCUCUUUGGUGGCAUCAUGUCUGACCUGUUCCCUGGCGUGUCCAUCCCUGAACAUGACUACGGUGUUCUCCAAACCACCAUCCUGGAGUCUCUAGUGAAACGCAACCUGCAGCCCCUACCCAGCAUGACGCACAAGGUGAUCCAGCUGUAUGAGACCAUGAUAGUACGUCAUGGUGUGAUGUUGGUGGGGCCUACAGGUGGAGGGAAGACCACGGUCUACUCCAUCCUGUCUGAUACCUUAGAUACCCUGUGGCAGGCUGGCCGGGAAACACAACCCCUUUACCUCCCGGUCAAGACAUACGUCCUCAACCCCAAGUCUGUCACCAUGGGAGAGCUCUACGGAGAGGUGAACAUAUUGACCCUGGAGUGGCGUGACGGCCUGAUGGCGCUCAGCGUGCGAGCGGCCUGCAAUGACACCAGCGAUGACCACAAGUGGAUCGUGUCGGACGGUCCGGUGGACGCGCUGUGGAUUGAGAAUAUGAACACGGUCCUGGACGACAACAAGAUGCUGUGUCUGGCCAACAGCGAACGCAUCAAACUGACCCCGUCUAUACACAUGGUGUUUGAGGUCCAGGACUUAUCGGUGGCGUCCCCAGCCACAGUGAGUCGCUGUGGGAUGGUCUACAUCGACUCUAACGAACUCAAAUGGAUGCCCUAUGUCCAGACCUGGAUCACUGGCCUGGCUAAAAAG
Messenger RNA from Oncorhynchus tshawytscha (Chinook salmon), 6001 nucleotides. RefSeq names its product dynein axonemal heavy chain 6-like. The record is from RefSeq and is a predicted model, not a curated record. Gene Ontology annotation, cellular component: dynein complex. Gene Ontology annotation, biological process: microtubule-based movement. Gene Ontology annotation, molecular function: dynein light intermediate chain binding; dynein intermediate chain binding; minus-end-directed microtubule motor activity. Lineage: Eukaryota; Metazoa; Chordata; Actinopteri; Salmoniformes; Salmonidae.